AUGGCUUGCACAAACAAAGACCAAAAAACCACAAAUGAAACCACAAACACCGUGUCUUCUUCUUCUUCUUCUCCAAUCUUCAUUUCCACUGAGAAUUUACGAACGAUUCUCACCCAUCAAAUUCUAAUGAACCACAUCGACUCCAAUCUCCCCAAAGUUUCAACCUUUCUCCAAACCCCAAUUCGCCAACACUAUAAUCUCUCUCCUUCCUCUUCUCUACUCCUCAUGCCUUCAUGGUCUUCUUCUUCGUCGUUUCCUUACGUUGGUGUCAAGCUUGUAACCCAUUUCCCUCAAAAUUCCUCAAUCAAUUUACCUGGUGUUCAAGGUAGCUAUGUCCUCUUCAAUUCAACAACUGGUCAAACCCUUGCUUCUAUGGAUUCCACUGAACUUACGCUUUACAGAACCUCUUGUGUCUCUGGUUUGGCUUCUAGAUAUUUAUCUAGAGAUGAUAGUGAGGUUCUUGUUAUGGUUGGUGCUGGUUCCCUCGCACCUCAUUUGAUCAGAGCUCAUUUUUCAGCUAGACCCAGUUUGAGAAAAGUGUUGAUUUGGAACAGGACUGUUGAAAAGGCAGAAGCUUUGGCUGAGAAACUGAGAGAAAGCGAUGAGUUUUCACUCUCAGGGAUGAGUUUUGAGGGUUGUGGGUGUUUGGAUGAGGUUGUUGGAUUUGGGGAUAUUGUGAGCUGUGCUACAAACUCUGAGACGGCGCUUGUGAAAGGCGAGAGGUUGAAGGUUGGAGCUCAUUUGGAUUUGGUGGGUUCUUUUAAACCUUCAAUGAAGGAAUGUGAUGAUGAGGCUUUGAAAAGGGGGAAAGUGUUUGUUGACAAUGAAGCUGCAUUGGUUGAAGCAGGGGAGCUGGUGGGUGCUUUUGAAAGGGGAGUGAUCAAGGAAGAUGAAAUUGAGGCAAAUUUGGUGGAGCUUAUUAAAGGUGAUAAAGUUGGGAGAAGAAGUUCAGAGGAAAUUACUGUUUUUAAGUCUGUUGGUUCCGCCGUUGUCGAUAUGCUGGCGGCACAGUUUGUUUAUGAGACAUACACAGGAAAAUAG
This is a messenger RNA of Lathyrus sativus (Indian pea), 1041 nucleotides long. The record is from the annotation of a GenBank genome assembly. NCBI's taxonomy places the organism in Eukaryota, Viridiplantae, Streptophyta, Magnoliopsida, Fabales, Fabaceae.